This is a messenger RNA of Arachis duranensis, 610 nucleotides long. RefSeq lists its product as uncharacterized. The transcript has a single exon. Lineage: Eukaryota; Viridiplantae; Streptophyta; Magnoliopsida; Fabales; Fabaceae. The record is from RefSeq and is a predicted model, not a curated record. The annotation marks the transcript as partial.
UCCAACAACUUAAUAUAUUCACUGUAGUUUCAUUAUUCAAGACCAAAGCUCUUAUUUUCUCUCAAAGUAACCAACUUCAAUUCAAUUCAAAAGUAUGGCUCCCUGUGGAGAGAGUUUCUCAAACCCUAAUUUGUGUAGGAACAACAUUGCGAAGCCACCGAAGCAGUCACUAUGUAAUAAUAAUCAUAUUCAACGGACCUUCUCAGACAUCUCGUUCGAGCUGGCGAAAGAAGAGAUCAAUGAUUUGAAGACACUUACACCAAUAAGUGAGGUAGAGGAUGCAAAGUGCGAGUGUUGUGGCAUGUCCGAAGAGUGCACGCCGGAGUACAUAGGCCGCGUUCGCGCCAAAUUCUCCGGCAAGUUUGUGUGCGGGUUGUGUUCGGAGGCGGUGAAGGAAGAGUUGGAGAAGAACGGAGGGAAGAAGGAGGAAGCACUGAACUCACACAUCAAUGCUUGUGUUAGGUUCAACAAGUAUGGUAGGGCUUUCCCUGUUUUGUUCCAAGCUGAAGCCAUGAAAGCCAUGCUGAAGAAGAACAAAAUGGAAGGGAGAAGGGCUAAGUCCUUUAACCCUAGGGACACCAACAAUGGACCAAAGAUAGGAUCCAUUGCA